Messenger RNA from Cyclocybe aegerita, 471 nucleotides. The record is from the annotation of a GenBank genome assembly. Lineage: Eukaryota; Fungi; Basidiomycota; Agaricomycetes; Agaricales; Hemipholiotaceae.
AUGAUCCAAGACGUCUGGCCGCUUUUCAUCUCCCACACCGUGACGCUCGAGAAGCGCAUCCCUGGCGCAAGUGAAGACAAUACGCUCUCCGUCCUACAUGACCCCAAUCAAGUCCUCCACCUCAGCCCGCUCGUACUCAAGGUCAUUCAGGACUGCAAGGACCGCUCCUGGUUCACCAUGAUCGAGCUCUUGCCGCUCUUCGGGGGCCUCAUCUCCACAUUGAACAUCUUCCGGUGUCGAUAUAUGCAGACGGAGGAGGGGUACGACUCUGAGGUGCGCGCUCUGCUGUGGACGCGGUUGGAUGCCCAGAUGCGCGCGCAGAGAGAGGCAGAUGGGAAGGAGGUUAUGGUCAAGGAGAAGGUUGUGAUAAGGGCCCUGUUUUUCUUGAUGCCUUUCAUCCAGGAAACCAUGACGCAGGCACAUGUCGACGCCAUGGACGCGCUAGCAGCCAAGCUGACGAAAAACAAUUGA